Messenger RNA from Setaria italica (foxtail millet), 954 nucleotides. RefSeq names its product LOB domain-containing protein 1. The transcript has a single exon. Lineage: Eukaryota; Viridiplantae; Streptophyta; Magnoliopsida; Poales; Poaceae. The record is from RefSeq and is a predicted model, not a curated record. Bases 54 to 779 code for a protein of 241 amino acids.
UCCACCACCUCUGCUCAAACACUAGCUGCCAGCAGCUAGCACACCGCUCGUCGAUGGAUCGGUCGGUCAUGGACUACGGCAGCAACGCGAGCACGGGCACGACGGCCGCGGCGGCGCAGCAGCAGCAGCAGUAUAAUAACAGUUGCCGCUCCGCGUCGCCGCCGUCGCGGGUGUCGUCGUGCUCGCCGCCGCCGCCGGCCGCCCAGGUGGUGGGCAACGCGGCGCCGACGGUGGUGCUGAGCCCGUGCGCGGCGUGCAAGAUCCUCCGGCGCCGCUGCGCCGACGGGUGCGUGCUGGCGCCCUACUUCCCGCCGGCGGAGCCGGCCAAGUUCACGACCGCGCAUCGCGUGUUCGGCGCCAGCAACAUCAUCAAGCUCCUCCAGGACCUGCCGGAGUGCUCGCGCGCGGACGCGGUGAGCAGCAUGGUGUACGAGGCGGAGGCGCGGCUGCGGGACCCCGUGUACGGGUGCGCCGGGGCGGUGUGCCGCCUGCAGAGGCAGGCCAACGAGCUCAAGGUGCAGCUGGCGCGCGCGCAGGCCGACCUCCUCAACGCGCAGGCGCAGCACGCCAACCUGCUAGCACUCGUUUGCGUGGACAUGGUGAACCGCCGGGACGGACACCACCAGCACCAGCAGCUGCAGCAGCAGCCAUCGUCGCCGCUGAUGGACGGCGGCAGCGGUGGCGGCAGCAACUUCGGCGCGGCGUACCACCAGACGUUUUACGACUCGGACCUGGACUCAGCGACGUGGCCGGAUCACGAGGCCCAGCUCUGGACCUGAUCUGCACGAUCAGUAGAUGAUCUUAGUAGCUCCAGUAAUACACAAGUAGCUAAGACGAACGGUAACGUUUCUGGUUGCUUGCUGGCUAGCUGCUGCAAGACGCUGUAGCCGGCCGUAAUUAAUUAAGGCUGUAUGACUAUUACUCCGUCAAUACGAAUAUUUACUCUUGAAUCCA